This is a messenger RNA of Rhipicephalus sanguineus (brown dog tick), 1467 nucleotides long. RefSeq names its product chymotrypsin B. Bases 104 to 1441 code for a protein of 445 amino acids. Gene Ontology annotation, molecular function: protein binding; serine-type endopeptidase activity. The transcript has 11 exons. Gene Ontology annotation, biological process: acrosome reaction; proteolysis. The record is from RefSeq and is a predicted model, not a curated record. NCBI's taxonomy places the organism in Eukaryota, Metazoa, Arthropoda, Arachnida, Ixodida, Ixodidae.
CGCUACGCCACGCAACACAUUCACCACCGUCUGAAAAUACAAUCCUUGCUUUGACAUAAAAGACCGUUGCCUGUCGCAAACAGGUUGUGUGGCAGCGGCGAAAAUGCGGUGCUCAAUCCUCGUCAUACUGGUUGCCGCCGUUGCGGCUCAGAGAUCCCCGUGGAAGCUUUGGAAUGGCAUGCACCUGCGGAUCCGCGGCGUGGCCAGUGGGGAGCUGGAGACACCCGGGUUCACACGUGGGCAGAGCACGCCCAAUGGAUUCCAAGGCUCAGUCACAAUUCAUGCUCCAAAUGGAAGCAGAAUCCGCUUGGAUUUUGAAGACUUUGACCUCGAGACGAGCGCCCAGUGCAGUGCGGACCGGCUUAUGCUCCAAGAGAACGGGGUAACGAGAAGGACACUGUGCUCUAACUUGCGACCGCCGCCGUACCUGAGCAGGAGCUCGGCAGUCACCGUCAGCCUCACCACGGACAGGAUGAAAAACAGCCGUGGCUUCGUGAUCCGCUUCACCGCCACUCGCGACAGCAGUGUGUGUGGAAGAACCAGCCUGUUCGAGUGCGACAACUUGGCAUGCAUCCCGAGGACACGCGUGUGUGACGGACAGUUCGACUGCGUCGACGGCUCCGACGAAGGACGCUGCCGUAACACGGAGUGCGGCAGCCCCAACGUUGAGUCAGACGUCGAGGUGUCCGACCGCAUCAUCGCAGGAGAGGAGGCGGUGCCACACAGCUGGCCCUGGCAGGCGAGCAUUCAAUUGAAAGGCUUCUGGCCGGCAGCCCACUUCUGCGGAGGAGCGCUCUUACGCAAUGACCUCGUUAUCACGGCGGCUCACUGCGUUGACGGGCUGCAUCCUAACGAGCUCGUGGUCAAACUCGGCAGCCACAACGUUGUCCACGACGACCCCGGCGUUCAGGUCAGGAGAGUCUCCACCUACGCACUGCACAGCGAUUACCAGUCACACGACUUGACACACGAUGUGGCUGUGCUCAAGCUUUCGCCGCCGGUGAACUACACCGCGCACGUGCGACCUGUGUGCCUACCUAGGCUCGGACAGCAGCUGCCCGUGAACACUGCCUGUUACGCCACUGGAUGGGGAAACACGCGAGGAAGCGGCCACUCGUUCUUGCUGAAGCAGGCCCGCCUCGUCGUGCGCGACUUCGACCAAGCGUGCGGCAGCAUCCUCAGCGUUCAGCCGAACCUUAGGAAGAACUACACAGUGUGCGCCGUCGACGAAUCCAACGACGCUGGACCAUGUCAUGGGGACAGCGGCGGUCCCUUGGUGUGCCGUCUGAACCGCUCCUCCAACUGGACGCUGGUGGGUAUGACGAGCCAAGGCACCGCGGUGACCAUGACCAAGGCGCUGUGCGGAAUGGGCACCGGGACCGUCUGGAGUGGCGUCAUUCCCAACCGCAAAUGGAUCAAAGCGGCGCUGAGCAUCCUCUGAAAAUAAACGUGGUUGCUUUCUUUGUU